Prorocentrum cordatum is the source of this 447-nucleotide messenger RNA. The record is from the annotation of a GenBank genome assembly. NCBI's taxonomy places the organism in Eukaryota, Dinophyceae, Prorocentrales, Prorocentraceae.
GAGGCGCAGGGCGAGCUGGAGCAGCUGCUGCGGCAGGCCCCCCGCGACGCGGCCACGCGCGGCGGCGUCCGGGAGCUGCUGGAGCGCGCGCGGGCGGAGGGCGUCCGGCUGCCGCCCCACGCGCGGCUCUUCCCCGAGCGCCUGCGCCGCUUCGAGUACCGCCACGCGCCGCCAGACGUGCGAUCGCCCAGCGCCGGCGGCGCGGCGGCGGGCGGGGUGGCCGGGGCGGCCUCCGCGCAGCUGGGGGAGUGCGCGCCCGGGCGCGAGCGGAACCUGGUCGUCUUUCUGCACGGGUUCGGCGGCCGCAAGGGCGCCUUCGCCGCGCUCGCCGAGCAGCUGCGGCUGCCGAAGACCGCGGUGCUCGCCUUCGACGGGCCCGAGGAGCUCGCGCCCGAGCUGCUCGACGACCCGCCGGGCUUCUACUGGUUCGACGUGCUGGGCGAGGAC